AUGGCGCUCGACCAAUGCGAGCCUUCGGUGUCGUACACACCCUCCGACGACGGAACCGCUAUCACUCACGUCGUCGUCACCGCAGCCAACCAGGCAUGCAGUGUCGUCGUCCCUGUCACAAUCCCUUCCGGCAGCGCCACUGCUGCUGUCGGCUCUAUCGCCAGCGACCAGGUUGGCAGUGAGCCUCCCAUCCAGUGGGUCACCCUCAACGGUGGAGCCGCAACAGUUACGCUCAACCCCCCAAUUAGUAUUUGA
Molecule: messenger RNA, 255 nt
Organism: Apiotrichum porosum
Lineage: Eukaryota; Fungi; Basidiomycota; Tremellomycetes; Trichosporonales; Trichosporonaceae
Exons: 1
Coding region: 1-255 (84 amino acids)
Source: RefSeq, a predicted model, not a curated record